This is a messenger RNA of Odontomachus brunneus, 4148 nucleotides long. RefSeq names its product DDB1- and CUL4-associated factor 11-like. NCBI's taxonomy places the organism in Eukaryota, Metazoa, Arthropoda, Insecta, Hymenoptera, Formicidae. Gene Ontology annotation, biological process: proteasome-mediated ubiquitin-dependent protein catabolic process. Gene Ontology annotation, cellular component: Cul4-RING E3 ubiquitin ligase complex. Gene Ontology annotation, molecular function: protein binding. The coding region runs from base 601 to 2157 and encodes 518 amino acids. The transcript has 11 exons. The record is from RefSeq and is a predicted model, not a curated record.
UGCUAGUCUCUCGCACAUUUUUCCUCGCAUGAUUAUGUAUUGCUGUUGUUAUUGUGAUGUAAUGAUAGCUUAGCAUUAUACAGGCACGUGUUCUCGUGUCUGUCGCGGAACAUACGGACACAUUCCGCGUGCUUUGUAAAUCUCAUACAGCUCUUAUAUGAUCAGAAAAUCUCAAUUCGCGUUAGAACGCUGUCACUAUAGAUUCCUUUUCGAAUUAGUCUAGUCUGUCUCAACCGGAAAUUGCACGAUCGGAAUUCCUGUAGAGAAAAACGAUCUGAUCUGUGAGAUAUGUGUUAAAUAUAUCGAUUCUCGUGAUGUGUGUGCAAUAAGUGAACAGUAGUGAGUGAUAUGUCGCACCGAAACGUGAAUUAUUUCUUCGAAUAUUUACCGAAGUAUCAAUUACGAUAAAUAAAUUCACAAUUAGAUCAAGCUCUAUACAAAACAAAACAUUACAUAAAUUGACCAGUUCUUGUGUAUUCUUGAAGCAUUUUUAUCGAAUCCGACAUUACUUUCUCAGCGAUAAUUUCUUCGAUUAUCCUGUAGAAGCGUCUGCUGACGAUACCAAAAUUCACGUGUCCUUGAUCAAAGCCAAAAUACAAAAUGAAUAUAAUUUGGAGGCAUAUAAAUGAACACGGGGGAAAUAUCAGGCACGAAUUAUUAAGCAGACUACAAAUAGUAACACUCUACCAAUUAGAAUUUGGUGAAAUAUAUUGCCGAACGGAACUGAGAGUAAACCCUAGACGUUUACACAGAGUAGAUGGUUCAAUCCAGCUCGAUGACGACGAGGAAUAUUACAAAAACACGCGGCAGCGAUACACCUCUGUUCCAAACACAGACAGGCUAGAUAAACAUGAGAUAAAUUUCACCACCAAACAAGCCUGUGAACUAACAAAUAAGUCCAGCAAACAGAAUUUGUCCAUCACGUCUAUGAUACAGAAGAGAACCAUUGGGCCUGCCUUCAAUACAGUUGAUAAAUGUUGGAUAAACAAUAAUUAUUUACCUAAUAGAUUUGAUGUGAUAAAUCAGUACAACAGUAAAAUAUUCUGCGGUUCACACUCCAAAGACGGAAGGCUCUUUCUUACUGCCAGCCAAGAUAGAUUGUUGCGAGUGUUCCAUACAUAUGACGAUCGAUUCUUCCUGUGUAAGAUAAUACCCGCACAGGAUGUUGGCUGGAGUAUUUUAGAUACCGCAUUCAGUCCAGAUGGUAGUACUAUCGUGUAUUCGAGUUGGUCUGAAUGUUUAUAUCAAUGCUCCGUGCUCGGAGAUAACAACACGCACGAGAUGCUGUCAUUGAACCCUAAUAUACGGCGGUUUUGCGUAUUCUCCGUGGUGUUUUCAAACGAUGGGCGCGAAAUUCUGGGUGGCGCGAACGAUGGUUACCUCUACACGUACGACCGUGAAUGCCAUAAACGAGUCCUUCGGAUCGCAGGGCAUGAUGCCGAUAUAAACGCUGUUACCUUUGCCGACCAAACCUCGCAGAUCUUCUACAGUGCAGGCGACGACGGAUUGUGCAAGGUAUGGGAUAAGAGAAUGGUAAGCGAAACUGAUCCACGUCCGGUUGGAGUGUUGGCAGGUCAUAUGGACGGGAUUACGUACAUCGAUUCCCGCGGCGACAGUCGGUAUUUAAUAACCAAUUCUAAAGACCAAACUAUCAAGUUGUGGGACGUGCGCGCGUUAUCCGGCAAAACUGGCCAGACGAACACUCGCGAGGCUGUCUCAAACCAAAACUGGGAUUACAGGUGGCAGAGUGCACCUAAACGAUUGUACAGGCCGGGAAAUCUGCUAGAAGGCGACACUAGUAUCAUGACAUAUCGCGGCCAUUGUGUACUGAAAACUCUGAUCCGUUGUCGUUUCUCGCCAGCGGCCACUACUGGUCAAAGAUAUAUUUACACGGGAUGUUCGUCAGGUCGAAUAUUUAUAUACGAUCUUUUAACGGGAAAAAUAGUGCGUAUCUUGUUCGGUCAUGGAACGUGCGUUCGUGACGUUAGCUGGCACCCAUUUCAUCCUCACCUCAUUUCCACGUCUUGGGACUGUAUGAUUGCCAAGUGGCAAUACAGAUACAACGAUCGCUACACGAACGACGAUAAUCUACCGGGGACGGUACGGCGGAGUGAAAGAAUAUACACGCAACAAGCGGGACCUCGGUUUUUAACGUGACUUGUGUAAUAUUUUCUUUUUCUUUCUUUUCCAAUUGUUUUACUCUUCAUGAAAUUGAAUGGCUAUUCUUUCUUUCCAUUACUAUUGAGAAGGUAGACGCAAUGAUUGUCGUUAGCGCGACAAUUUUGAUUCUCCGUGAGCGCGAGAAUAUACGUUUUACAAAAGACUGAGCGAAUAUUCUGUCGCGCGUUUAUUUGCGAUUGACGUGUUUCAGAAGAGAUUUCCUCUAUAACCAUUCAAUUUUCGUUUUACGAUGCAAAAAUGUGCAUGUAACGGUCAGAGCUUCCUCUCCAACUUGCGUCGUUUUAUACUGUGAAGAAGUGAGGUACUCUGCUAUCGUCGACGUUUCGUUUUUGGGAAUGUAAAACGUUUGAUUUUUUAUAACUAUAGGUGUCAGAUAUAUCUUAUGUAUUUGAUAGGACGACAACAUAUUAUCUUUUAUUGUUUUAUGUAUAGACUUUGAUUAAUAUAAUAUUUCGGUCGGCUUUUAAUCUUAAGUUGGGAUUUUCACUUUGUAAACUUGUGGUCGUUGCUUGAAACUUGUUUCGCGUGAGACGCUCUGACUGAUUGUAAACUUAGAUCUAAGUUUCUCUGAGAUAAAUUUCAAGCAAUGGUUAUAAAUACAGGGCUGGGACCAUUUGGACAGAGCCCUCAAAUGAAUUGGACAAGUUUCGAAAGAGUGUCUUGUCCAAAGCUAAAUGGAUCGCCUUUUCUCACUAUGUAAAGUAAGUUUUCAUCAAACAUAUGCAUAAUUAUCUAAAUUGGAUGCGAUUGUCACUUCGUACUCUAUAAAAUCUACUUUAAAGGUCCCACAAUUGAUGACAGGAUGCGAGAAACGAGAGAAAAAAUUCCACCUGUAAUUUUGUGCCGUUCUAAUACUAAAAAGAAUUUCAAGCGACAUAUAUACACCAGAAAUCGUAUAUGCCCUUAUAUAAUAUUUUAAUUAAAAUUAUAGUGUUAAAUUAUUUGUAUAGUUAAAUUAUUUCUAUAGUAAUUGGAAGAAGGUUACAAACAUUUUUUAAAUGAGUUUUGCAACGCAUCCGUAUUCAAUAAGAGGAUAUGUUUUUUGAGUAAUUUUCAGAAAAUAAAUUUUCCUAUUAGAUAUCGAAUGCAUUCUAAAAUUCAUCAGAGAUUGAGACUGUGAUUAAGGUGCAAUAGUGUUGGCUGUGAUUUGCGACCUUACACAUAUUUACAUUUGAGGUCGAAAAAGAUUCGUGGAAAUUGUAAAUGGUAAAUAACUGUUAAGGCAUAUAUGACGUUCGGUGUAAUUAUAAUAUUAUAUAUAUAUCCUGAUUAGUAAAGUAUUCUUUUACCAGCCGCUGAAUCUACCGCGAAUUAUAAAUGGUUCAAAGUUGGAUAUACAGUGAGCGAACAAACAACGAACGAACAGCGAACAUCUGUGAUAUAUUUGCGCCCAUCUUGCGCAUAAAUUUUCUUUGAUAAAUCGCAUUAAACCGGCCGAAUGCAAAUAAGACGUUCUGUUCGGAUUUGUUAAGACAUACACAUUUUUUAAAUCGUAAAACGAAAACGAAUGUUACCAAGUUGUUCGAUCGCUUAAUGUUUAUCCAUGUUUAGAUCAAGUCAAGAGACUAUGAUAUACGAAGUUGUGAAAUCAAACUCGUGUACAUUUUUAUAUGAACUUUAUACACGAACUGCAGUAGUCAGUCGCAAUAUUUUUAUAUAGACAUCAUGAUAUUUCGGCAAAAGUAAACGCAAAUUCGGCCAGUUUACAUUAAACCAACCGGAUUUUCGACAUUACCAAAAUUUGAUAACGGUGUAUAUAAUUGUGAGUUAUCUUCAACGCAAAUUCAAGAAAUGUACUUUAUUAUUCUAAGUAGAUUUUAUGGCCGUUUGAUGUAUAUACAGUGACAUAUGUCCCGAGAUAGGCGAUCCACGUUUGGACUCGAUUGUUAACCAUAAUUAAUUGUACAUAUUUAUCGCAAAAAGUGUAGCAUAUUUUUGGUUUAAUAAAAAUAUAAUUAUUAAAUCAA